UCAUUCCACCCCCCGGCCCCGCCAAACCCCACCCCCAAAUAAUUCACUCCCAUAUUAUCCGUCAAUAUUGCUGUGAUCGAAGUGACACACUAAAGAGGCGGCGGGGUUUUGAAGUUUUAUUUCAUUCCCUCCUCCCCCAGCUGUGUAUUUGUGGCAGUGGGGGGGGAGGUCGCCCCGCUGUAUCCCACAACCCUCUGGGCCGGUGCCCGGAUGUGGACGGUGGACGAUGGCGGCGCCCAGCGCAGCGGACUCCCCGAGCCGGAGCUGGACGAGCGCGGCGGCCGAGACCCCGCUGGACAUCGCGGCUCCCGCUUGGGCCGAGGUGGCGGGAGACCCCUCUGCCGAGCCGCCUACCCCCAGCUGGACGGGCGGGGCAGCCGACAACCCGGCGCCCAGCCCCAGCCGGCCUGCUGCCUGCCGCGGGAUCUCUUGGACCCCGGCCGAGACCAACGCGCUGAUCGCCGUGUGGGGGGACGAGAGGCUGCAGGACGUGCUGGAGGGCAACCUGCGCAAUUCGCAUAUAUUUGACCGCAUCUCUCAGGCCCUGCGGGAAAUGGGCUAUGAGAGAAGCGCCAACCAGUGCAAGGAGAGAAUCAAGACUCUAAAGAGGUGCUAUAGUCGGGUAAAGGAACGUGGUCGGGGUAAGAGAACCUGUAACUACACGUUUCAGCAACUGGAGCAGGUCUUCGGGCGGGUGCCAGUUGUGUGGGAACCAAACACCUAUCAACCGGUUCUUAUUGAUAGCAGCGGACUGUACCAGGACACAAAAUCAGACACUAUUAACCUGGAUGACAGCCGGGAGGUGCAGCCAACUCAGUUGGAAGAUUGGGGAAACCAGAAGCCAGAUUUGCUCAUUAAACAAGAGCUGCUUAUGAACCAGAAGCAAGAGUUGCAGGCCUACCAGAAACAGGAUCUCUCAGUCUACCAGGAUGCAGACGAGGACAUAGAAGAAAUGAAUUUUGUGAAGAAGAAGCCACCAACAAGGCACAAUUCUACAGACAACAUGCAGAAGCCGGAGAUUCUGCAGGCCCUCACAGCAUUGCUAGAUGCUGUACAGCCCAGAUGGCAGGAAUUCCAAAGUUAUGAUGAACUCAGCAGUAUGCAAUUCACAAAUAAACUCGGAAUUUUUGCCAUUGGGUAUAAUACACGGUGGGUCGAGGACAUUCGGUACCAUUAUGCGGAAAUCAGCUCCCAGGUGUUGGUUGGAAAAAGACUGAAAGAAUACUUAAACCCAGAGAAACCAGAGGGCAAGUUGAUUGCGAUCAAGCGUCAAAAAAUGAACUGGAAGAAGGUCUAUUACAAGCUUUUUGAGAUCACUAAAAGUGAAGCGCGCUGUCUUGAGCUGCACUUCGCUUUCGAAUGGAUACCCAUCGCACUUUCCCGAGCGGCUGGUGACAACACUAUACAGUAUUUGCUUCCGGGCGGGAUCCCGGACACCAAUGGCCUGUACGUGAUUGGCUGCGAGGAGGCAGAGGGCGAGGUUUUUUCCCCACGGCGAGAUUAUGGGAUACGGGUGCUGCCCCGAGUCACCCUGCGGCGGGAUUCCGGUGGCAACACUGCUGGGCCCUCUCUCUUGGAGAGUGAACUCGUCGACAGCAGUGAGGUGAAGUCAAAAAUCCGCUACUGUUACUUGGGCUUAGCGGAGGAGGCGACCAUUCGCCAUUGCAUACUGCAACACUUUCAACCACCUGUCAAGAUGCUGGGCUUAGAGACCUGUACAAUCAACAGCUUCCUUGCUGAAAACUGUCGGGCAGGAGCCAUCUCCAGAUCUAUUUACAUCAAAUUUAUAGAAGUAGAAAAAGAGUAUCUGUCUGCUGGCUGCGUAAUUGAGUGUUUGGAAAAAGCCAUGGGGUAUUCUUUACGAUUCACAAAGUAAAUCCCAACAGUAACGCACUUAUUCAGAAGAGUCCUGCCUGGUGACAUUUAGAGCUGUAAUAAUGUCAGGGUUUUGAUUUUUGAAGCUUCCCAUACUCAGUGUCCUAAGGAUUUCGAUGCCAUUGUGGCUGAGGAAAGGGAUUGGGUAGAACAAAAUUGAAUGUCCAAGACUAUGGGUGGAAUGACUGGGAGCACAAGGCAGGAGCUAAAAUCAUGGAGAGGAGGAGUUUGCAGUUACUCUGUUCCAUAGAAAAAUGGUUUUGACCUGAGAGAGAAUGUUGGAGCCUUUGUGUCCAUUAAAGGCUUUGAUGGUCUAAUGUCUUGGUUAUGGUCCUAUUAAUGCACAGUAGACUAUACAGUCCAACCAGUUUGCCUAGGACAUGAAUACAAGUUGAGAGCACCUACCCUUCUUAAUGGUCUGGUAGCAUACUGGAAUGCAUGCUCCACUUGUAUCCUCUGGUCUUAGCAUUGUCUGGCACCCAAAUUGACUCGCCACUCUUGUGAUUUCAUUGGUUAGGAACUGAGUAACAAAUGUAUAUUUUAAUGGAGGGGGGGGGGUAGAGAAAACAAAGAUGGAGGUAAAGUGGAAAUUGAGAUUUGGUCUCGGUUUGCUGCAAGCAUGCCUGUUCUACUGAAGUUAAAGUUGAACGAGGGUGGGAGCUCAAUGAUGCCACCCAAAGGUUGCAGGAACAGCAACUCAUAUUCUGCUUGCGAACCCUGCAGCCCAAUGGUAUCAAUGUGGACUUCACCAGCUUCAAAUCUCCCCUUCCUCCACCGCAUCCCAAAACCAGCCCAGUUCGUCUCCCCUUCCCCCACUGCAUCUCACAACCAGCCCAGCCUGUCUCUGCCUCCCUAACCUGUUCUUCGUCUCACCCAUCCCUUCCUCCCACCUCAAGCCGCUCCUCCAUUUCCUACCUACUAACCUCAUCCCACCUCCUUGAACUGUCCGUCUUCCCUGGACUGACCUAUCCCCUCCCUACCUCCCCACCUAUGCUCUCCUCUCCACCUCUCUUUUCUCUCCAUCUUUGGUCCGCCUCCCCCUCUCUCCCUAUUUAUUCCAGAACCCUCACCCCAUCCCCCUCUCUGAUGAAGGGUCUAGGCCCGAAACGUCAGCUUUUGUGCUCCUGAGAUGCUGCUUGGCCUGCUGUGUUCAUCCAGCUUCACACUUUAUUAUCUUGACAAGGAAGGCCCUGGUGCAAGUUAUUCUGGGCUUCCAGAGUAUAAUGUCGACAGUGAUUUUUAAAGUAACUAGAUGCCCUUGAUUGGUCAUUGCCGCCUGGGCAUUUCAAAAUCAGUAGUGCACUUCUACCUAGACCGAUAUCUGAUACACUUUCUAAAUUGUAUAAACAUCCUGGAUUGAGAUUCCAAACGGAGCUUCCCAGACUGUUUUGUAUCUAAGUGAUUUUCCUCUUUUCUGAUACAGUUGAUCUCUUUUUAGUUAUUUUUCUAGUCAGCUAAUGGUUAUUCAUUGCAAAGCGAGAGCUACUACUAGACAAUCUGAAGUAAAAUAUUGUUUUAAGACCAAAUAAUCAUUUGUUUGCAUGGUGGUGUAACCCACUGGUGUUCUUAGUGCCAUGAGGGAACAUUAGAGCUACAGUGUGGCGCACCUAUGAUUGGAGAUAUUGGGAUUGAGGUUUGGGCCUUUGUGCACUAUGGGUUAAGGUAAAGUCACCAUAACUUCAGAGGAUGGCAGGUUUGCAAUGAAAUGAUGCCAAAAACACAGAUUUCAGUUCCCACACUAGUUCUGUCUUCUGUACCUUGCCCCUUGCCUGAGACAUGAAGAACAUUAGGUUUAGUGUGCCACCAGAUCUCUCUCUAUGAUAGAAUAGCCUGCUGGUCCUCUGGGAUUGUGGUGACCUUUAUCGCGCAUCAAGUCUCCCUCAACUGAGUGUCAAAUUAGCUCAAAAGCUGUCAACAGAUUUCAAUACAAGCUAACGGCCAGGCCUUAGUGGAUCUAUUGGAAUUUCUGUUUUCUUAACGUUUAUGUUUUUUUUAAAGUCUUGUGCACACAUCAGUUUUUAAUCACUGCUUUCCUUUAACUGAAUUUCAAAAUUUGUCUCUGCUUCGAAGUUUGAGAUAGAGGACUUUCUUACUCAGUCUGUCAGACCAAUGCCCUUUAUUAGAGAGCACAGGUCCCAGAAGUGUCUCUGCCUAACUUGAGCUUGUCACAUACGUUGUCCUCAACAUUAGAUAUAUAAACUUUUUUAUUAUAAAAUCCCUCUGGGAAAUUUCAAAUGGGUCACUUAAUCGAUAGCACUAUACCUUAAUUCUGAGUCUUCUGUUUUUUGCCAAUGGACCACAGCAAAGAUAAACUUAAAAUUUUAACAUUUUAAAGCAGCUCUAGUAAAGUAGGUAUUCCCUCCAACAGUAUUUGCCCCUCAGUUCCAUUACAGGCAAUAGCUGUAACCUUGUUUCCCAAGGUUUAAAAUAUUGCGCUUUCACCUUUUUUAAUAUUAAAUAUUUUAAAGUGAACUCCAAAGUAUGAGCUUUAGUAGCAGCUCUAGGUUGGUUACACUUCUGCAAAUUUAAAACAGGACCAAGUAGAUGAGGACAGUGACAUGUUUGGUCUCCAACCUGCAUGUGAUCGUAUUGACAGGGAAGUUAUUGAUAGGUGAAAAAAAGUUGAUUUCUUGAUCCUGUUUGCUUUUGGAAAGAAUGUUGCCUUGUCAUCACUGAUAGUGUGUCCCAUUGUGUGUAUUGUGAUAAUCGAAUUAAGCUAGGCUGUGGGACCUCACUUUUAAUCUAUGCUCUUGUAUCCAUUGUGAGUUCAAAUAAUUUGCUGGCACUUACUGUCUAACCUGACACAAAGUCUUGGACGAGACUGGUAGGAUUAUCAACAUAUACAAGCCAUACUUUGAAUUGAUACCUUCGUAAGAGGGAAGGAAGUGGAGACAAAACACAGCUAAGCAAGAAAACUGACUUGUUUCUUGUGCUUGCCUCCACACUGAAGUUUCUGUCAAGUUAUGAAGUUUUUCAUUCCCUUUAGUAUUUGUCCAUUCCUUUUUAAUUCUCACGUGACUCAUAACUUUCCUUGGCACUUUUGAGAAGAGUCACAGGUAAAAUAUUAUCAUUUUAAUUUACACUGUUCUUUGUGAAGGGCCAUGCAGUUACAGAAGGCAGGAGCAUUUAAGUUACAUGAAGAGCAUUAAAGCUACCUGCAUUUGACACAUUAGUUAUGCAGAGUAAAUUAACUUUUAAUUACCUGAGCCCAAAGAAGUCAAAAGAUCAAAAUCUCAAUCAACACAAGUGCUUCAGGGUGUCAGUAAAGCUGUCAGCCCCACUGAAGACAGCGAGAGCAGUUGACAGGAUGAGAAGUGUUUGGGAUUGUUUUGCAUUACAUGGCAUUCUUCCUUAAACUUGGAAAAAGAUUUGCAGUGGUACCUAUAGUUGUAUCACAAAUCUGUUGCUCAGGACUGUUUUAAGAUUUAUACGGCACUAAAUCAACAUGCCUUGAAGCCAUUGAGAUAAAUAUUGAAGUAAAGCCACUUUGUAGAUUCUCUGCUAAUGGAACAAGGCACAAUAUAUAAAGUACACUUAUAGUGCUCUUCAAGUUUCAUAAAAGACCACUUUUGCUAAUUAACUUUUCACUUGACCCAGAAAUGGAGUACAUGUGGCAACAGUACAGCCAGGUAUUCUGGGAAACCUUCCAGGAUCAUGACCAAUUUGAGCAAGAUCAUGCAGUGUUGGCUAGAAACAUGGAACAGCCAUAACCCAAAUGUGUUCUGUAGAGUCUCAACUGCACUGGAGCCAAAAGGCAUGGCACUUAAUGGGAAACAUAAUUUCUGGGAACACCAAAAUGUAGUGAUGUAGGGCUGAUUUAGUAUUAUCUUACACUGAAGAUUAGAACACUUUUUGUUUUUGAAGAUGCUACACUAGUGCCAUUUUGGUUCAUCAAGCCCAUUGAGUGAAAUGUGACUGGUACUGUAGUGAGUUGAGGACUGGUAUCUAGCCUCAAUGUUCGGUAACUUUCUUGAGAUACCAAGAUUAAUGAUAUUCAAUAUUAAUUGUGAUUCCAAACUGCUCCAUUGAUGUUGUUCUGUUCCCCCCACCCACCGACAGUAACUUCCUAUUAAGUGGUUAAAAACAAGGGACAAUUACUAUUUUUUCCUCCUUUUUCUCAAUUUGAGAAACUAGAGUAAACCAUUUGGCUGCUCCAGUCAGCUCCAUUUUUUUCAACAAUCAUGUCUGAUCAUCUGCUUCAACUUCCCUCCUGCUCCCCAUACCCUGCAAUUUUCCUGAAACCAAAAAUCGGUCUGUCUCAGCCUUAAUCCUAUGGGAUAGAACAUUCCAAAGAUUCACCACCUUUUGAGUGGGGGAGACAAUAUUUCUCCAUCUCAGCCCUAAAAAUUAUUGGGCCUGUUAUCUUGAGACUGUGUUCCCCUGGGCUCUAGCAACCUUUCACAACCUACUCUGUCAGGUUCCUUUACAGCCUUCUCAGCUUCCAGCCCUAAAAGAACAGCUUCCAUAGCUACGAGCUGGUCAGACAAGAAAUGGGUUAACUUGGAUAGUGUAUGAUCCCAGUUCCAGAAUGCUAUGCAAAAAGCCUUGCUGAAAUUAAGUAGGGCAAAUUCAUAUCCUUGCUUUAGUUCAAAUUUAAACCCUAUUUUGAGGCUGAUUCCAAAAAGAGCCAUUGCUUAUUCAUGUGUAUUUUCCAAAAAAGGUGCCAUCAGAGCUUUUUGAUUUGCGCUCAGCAAGUCAGUUGCAACAAUGCCAAGUUUCAAAAGGUACACCAAGUUGUUGCAUGAGAAACAGGUAACUUAUUUGUUGGCAAAUUAACUGUGGCCAAGAUGUUGCUAUGGAAAAUGCACAAGGAAACAAUCAAGCAUAUCCAAAUUAAUUUCUCUCUAUCCCUUUUUAGCAGUUUUAUACACUGACUUGAUGCCACCUAGCUGGAAAUAGUGUUAGUUCCCGUUUCAAGAUUCUCUCCUGGUGACCUGUAGAUAUACUCUGGAGUGUACCACUUUGUUUGGCAGUGGCCUUUUGGUGUCUCAUCAGUUCUUGGUUUGUGAAGCUAACAAGUGAAUGUUGACAGCUCCUAACUGAAGGGAAUGACAUUUGAAUCAAAGUUGAACUUCCAUUUUUUUUUUCCCCAAGCAAUAUCACUGGAUAUUAAUCAAGAA
Stegostoma tigrinum is the source of this 6995-nucleotide messenger RNA. RefSeq names its product myb/SANT-like DNA-binding domain-containing protein 2 (gene msantd2). Lineage: Eukaryota; Metazoa; Chordata; Chondrichthyes; Orectolobiformes; Stegostomatidae. Bases 227 to 1876 code for a protein of 549 amino acids. The transcript is spliced from 4 exons. The record is from RefSeq and is a predicted model, not a curated record.